This is a messenger RNA of Pogona vitticeps (central bearded dragon), 1729 nucleotides long. The record is from RefSeq and is a predicted model, not a curated record. Lineage: Eukaryota; Metazoa; Chordata; Lepidosauria; Squamata; Agamidae.
AUGAAUUGCGCCAAUGCAAUUGGCACUUUCUGGCCAACCCUCCCUACAGCCCCAAAGCUGCUCAAGGGUCCGCAACUCUUCACAGCACAUUUCAGAGCUGACUCCAGGGAGUAUUUUUGUUCAGACACCCGAGCCCGCCUCCACAAAAUAAAGCCGACGCGAGGGGAGCCGGACUGGGAGGCGCGGCAGCGGGCAGCCGAGGACGCGAGCCCGCCUUUCAGGGAGGGCACCUACGAGCUGCUCGCUCUGCUGAUCGCCACCAUCGGCCUCCUGGGCUUGUGCAACAACCUGCUGGUGCUGCUGCUCUACGCCAAGUUCAAGCGGCUCCGCACGCCCACCAACCUCUUCCUGGUGAACAUCAGCCUCAGCGACCUGCUCGUGUCGCUCUUCGGCGUCAGCUUCACCUUCUUCUCUUGCCUGAAGCGGCGCUGGGUCUGGGACGCCGCCGGCUGCGUGUGGGACGGCUUCAGCAACAGCCUCUUCGGCAUAGUUUCUAUCAUGACCCUCACCGUCCUGGCCUAUGAACGUUACAUUAGAGUUGUGCAUGCAAGAGUGAUUGAUUUCUCAUGGUCUUGGCGGGCAAUCACAUACAUCUGGCUCUAUUCGUUAGCCUGGACGGGAGCCCCUCUCCUCGGCUGGAACCACUAUGCACUAGAAAUACAUGGAUUAGGCUGUUCGGUGGACUGGAGGUCAAGAGACCCCAAUGAUUCCUCCUUUGUCCUCUUCUUCUUUCUUGGUUGUUUAGCAGCGCCUGUAGGGAUCAUGGCUUACUGCUAUGGACAUAUUCUUUAUGCAGUACGAAUGCUUCGCAGUGUUGAAGAUUUGCAUACUAUCCAAGUGAUCAAAAUCCUCAGAUAUGAGAAGAAAGUGGCUAAAAUGUGUUUUUUAAUGAUAACCACAUUCCUUGUUUGUUGGAUGCCUUAUGCUGUAGUCUCUCUUCUGGUAGCCUAUGGAUAUGGUCACCUUAUAACUCCAACAGUGUCUAUUGUCCCAUCUUUCUUUGCCAAGUCAAGUACUGCCUAUAACCCAGUUAUCUACAUUUUCAUGAACAGAAAGUUUCGAAGAUGUCUUAUGCAGCUUUUCUGUGUUCGGCUCCUAAGGCUUCGGAGGAGCCUGAAAAAAAGACCAGUGGAAGAUAAUGACAAGCCCAUCCAGUCCAUAAUCAUAUCCCAGAAAGCAGGAGACAGACCAAAGAAGAAAGUGACUUUUAGCUCUUCCUCUGUCAUUUUCAUUAUCACCAGUGAUGACUCGCAACAGAUUGAUGACAGUACCAAACACACAGGCACAAAAAUAAAUGUGAUCCAAGUGAAGCCGCUAUAGCCAGGGAUAUUCUUGGGACUUAAAUGGACUUCUGCUAGCAGAACUAUUUUGCUUUGAAGACAGCUUCUGUGGUACAGUCGGUAAAUCAGGCAUCCUCUUUGAGAUGUGAAAUACAGAAGCAAUUCAGGCUGUAAUUGUCUGCUUGCUCACUUCCUGAGUGUAAGUCCUGUUGAACUCAGUAGGAUUUACUUCAGAGUAGAUGUGCACAGGAUUGCACUCUCUGUGAUUGGGAGCUGUGUACCAUGUGGAUUGUUAUGAAAUAAUGCCAUAUGGCUGAAAGUUGGAUUUAUUUUUACGUAGAGUAUUUAUUUUUCCAUGUCCUGUGUUGGUUACCCCACUCCUUGCUGCAGCUGCACUGUAGCCAUGCCAGAGAAUAAAAAAGCUCUUCAAAUAGGCAGUAGUUUCUUCA